UGAGAGAGGGCGAGUGUGAGUGGGGUGGAGGGAGCAGAGAAGGGGACAGAGAAUCUGAAGCGGGCUCUGGGCUAACGGCGGAGCCGGAGGCAGGGUUCGAACUCACGAACUGUGAUAUCAUGACCUGAGCUGAAGUCAGAUUCUCAAAGGACAGAGCCACCCAGGUGCCCCAAUUCUGUUUUUUGGUUUUUGUUUUUUAAAUAAUGCUGCUACCUGUGUGUGUGUGUGUGUGUUUUAACUAUUAGAGAUUAGUUUAUACCACUGGUAUAUAUUUAGCAUCUGCUGUGUGCUAAUGGACCUGGAAGUUUACAAAGUUAAAGAAGUUACGGACUCUAUUCUUCAUUCAAAUAUUUAUUAAACCAAUAACAUCUCCAAGCUUUGCGCUGUGAAAAUAAAGACAUAAAAUAGUUGCUACGGUGGGGGGAGGGGGUGUACAUGGAGCAAGCCUGUGAACGACAGCAGCCUGAAAACAAAUUCCAUACAAGACCUGUGAGAGCCUUGGGGAAGCCACACCGAGAACUUCUCAGAAGCUGUAAGCGCCUUGUCAUUCCUACAGCCUUACUGGAGCAGAGGGCUGAAGGGAGCCUGUCCUGGGAAGGGGCGGGCAGAACCCACUAAGCCUCAUCCUAUGGAAUUGUGCUCAAGGGAGAGCCAUAUGCAGAUUUCCUGUAGACGACAGGACUCAUUCAUUUUUGGCUGUGGGGCCCCAUUUUGACUGUGCACCAGGCUUGGUGGUCAGUGCUGGAGGUACCAUCGUGAACAGGACAGCUAGUGGCCUCUUCUGUCCUCGACCCAAGGGAGGUGGGCUCAGGUGCAGUGGAAGUAUUGGAGGAGAAGCCUGAAUGCCAGUGGGGGCGGGGAUUCGGGGCUUUCCCACAGCAGGGGAGAUCUGGGCAGAGGCCCCCCUCCCCGGAUGAAUCAGAGGCCAGAGGAGCUAGGAUGGGGUUUUCCGAGGCUAGAGGAAGGCAGAGGAUCCCUUCCGGCUGCGCCCUAUGCAAGAGGGAGGAGGAGGCUGAGAACACAGGCCAAAAAGGAAAGCAGGGGCCCCUUGAUUCACGGAAGGCCUUGUAAGCCUAGCCAGUGGCUUCAAACCCUGUGACUUAGGACACAUUCAUAACCGCUGUGAUCUCCAGUUCCGUCUGUAAAAUGGGUUUAAAGAUUUAGCUUUUCAAAGGGCUGUGAGAUCUUGAGGUGGUAUGCACAGAUGCCUCAUCCAGUGCUUCUCCAGUUCAGGGGAGGGUGGCUUCAUAGGGUUGAGGCUGGAGGUUGCCGAGGAGGCCACUGAGAUCCACGGGGGCAGGCUCUGGGGACACUGAGGGUCAUCAGCCGGACUCAGUCCGGAAGCAGUCGGUACAGCUAAUGGGAUUUUGGAGCGGGAGCGGUGGUGGGGUCCGGACCUGACGGCCAAGAAAGAUUUCCUGAGACAUCUUCAGGGCAAAAAGGCGCACCGGAGCCUGGAGGCCUAGCUGUGGUCAAGCCAGGGUUGUUUUUCCCUCCAGCAAAGUGUUAACAUCUUUAAGACCGCAGGGAGUUCCUGGAGAACUCUGCCGGCCUCAACUGUCAAUGGGCUGCAGGUUAUAAGGAAAUUUAAUUUUAUCUGCCAUUUCCUUCUGCAUUUGCUGAGGAGUCUUACACGACUCCCAAAUGUGCUGCUGGGAUAUCUUGUGGGGUGGAGUAGGGACAAGAGUGUGGGCAACGGUUGGUUGGCUGGGUUUCCAUUUUGGAGUGUGAGCUGUAGAUGCCUGGGGGCGUUUGGGGGGAGUGCUGGGCAGGGCCGUGGGCGUUGGUGUGUGGGUGUGGGUGAGGUGGCCCCCUAGGGGCUGUGGCUGGAGGAGAUAAGAGGAACCACCACCACCCAGGCUGAGGGAAAAGGCGAGGGGAGCCGAAAACCAAGAGGCAGCCAGCUGUUUGAAAUGCAUCCCCGAGGAGGCCGAGUAAGAGAAGGCCCAGGGUGGGAAAGGGAUCCUUGGUGAGCAUGAGAGGGGCACCUUUAGCUGGAUGGCAAGUCGUGGGGGCUGAGGGGUGACCAGCCAAGAGGGAGGGGAGGUGAUGUGGCAUCAGGCUGGAAAGACGGGGGUUCGAAGCUCACUGCCAGGCAAAGUAGAGGAUGCCAGUAGCUUGUGCCCUUUACACAUGGCUUCCAAGUUAUUGGAAGGAGCAGGACACCCCUUCUUGCGGGACAGGGAAUGGUGUGCCGGCAGACUGGUGAGGUAUACAUUUUGCUUGGUCGUACGUGUUGUCUUACUAAUUGUCACCCCUUCAAUAUUUUGCAAGCCGUUUGAACAGAGUUAUAACCUCCAGUAUUUAUCAUAUGAACUACUUUCGUCUCUUAAGUGGGUUCAGUUAUCAUGGGAGACCUGCUCGUCUGCUAGAAACGUGGAGUGAUCUCUGUCCCCUGGGGGACAAAUAACCACAGGUUCCAAACAUUUUCGUUCUGGGUUGGUGGCUAUGUGUGUAUAACCGGUGACCUCAUCUUAAUAGUGUCUUAGGGCCACAGCGUACCAUUUAUUGAAAAAUAAUAGUGCAAAUGCCAUUUAAUGAGGAGAGAGAAGGAAGGUCUUUUAGGAUGGAGUUUGCCCAGUGUCUCCUUCGGAAAAGAGGCCUUUUCUUCCGUGGCUGGGUUUUUUAAAGUGCCUUUCUCACACAUUUGUGAUCGAGUGGAUUCUGAGGCAAGCUUUGAGACCUCUAGUGUGUCGGGCUCAGAGGAAGUACAUCUAGCCCUUGCCCCUUCUGGUGGUGCCUCUAGAUUAGCCAGCGUGUGCGACUGUCCUGGUUUAAAGGAGAGCCACCAAACCCGGGGGUGGCUGCUGGUCUACUGCACUGUCUGUGAUCUGCUUAGGUGGCAGGGAGAUGCGUGGAUAGGAGAGAGAAAGGGAAAACUCUAAGUUAAGAAAGUUCAUAGGUUUUUCAGGAAGCAGCCCAUGUCUUACAUUGAAACUGAACUUGCGGUUUCAUUUCUUUGUCUUGCUCCUAUAAAUAUCUACAGGUUUGAUAACCAAGAGACCCCGGUGACCUUGGUUCAGACACUCCCCUUCAGUUGAUUUUGCUCUGUGAAGAUAAGGAGAUGGCCAAUAACUUGUCUCUAGCUAGACCGAGGGAGGUGUGGUUGGGGGCCCGAUUCACAGAUGAACGUGGAUAGACAUUGCUCCGCAGGAUGUUCCUGGCUCCUUCUCAGCACUAGGGCUGGAGAGAUCCCAACAGCAGGAUAUUAUGGUCUGCACAACAUUCCAGCGCUGUUCAUUCCUGGGAACACUUUUCCCUUCUCUGAAGUGGGAAGCUGCAUCCGGUGAUCAAAGCUUUCCUGUGUGGCUCCAUCAGUGGGACCUGCUCCACCCUCCUUUUCCAGCCCCUAGACCUCCUCAAAACUCGCCUGCAGACUCUCCAGCCCCCAGCCCACGGUCCAUUGUGAGGUGUGUCCCCGGCAUUGGUAUCUACUUCGGCACCCUCUACUCCUUGAAGCAGUACUUUCUGCGAGGCCAUCCACCAACCGCCCUGGAGUCGGUCAUCCUGGGAGUGGGCUCUCGCUCAGUUGCAGGCGUCUGCAUGUCACCCAUCACUGUGAUCAAGACCCGUUACGAGAGCGGGAGGUAUGGCUAUGAGAGCAUCUACGCAGCCCUGAAGAGCAUCUAUCGCAGUGAGGGGCACCGGGGACUCUUCAGUGGCCUGACAGCAACACUUCUUCGUGACGCACCCUUUUCUGGAAUCUACCUGAUGUUUUACAACCAGACCAAAAACAUCAUGACCCACGACCAGUUGGAUGCAGUCCUUAUUCCUGUUGUAAAUUUCAGCUGUGGGAUCUUUGCUGGUAUUCUGGCCUCCCUGGUAACUCAACCUGCGGAUGUCAUCAAAACUCAUAUGCAGCUCACCCCAAUGAAAUUUCGGUGGAUUGGCCAGGCGGUGACCCUCAUUUUCAAAGAUUAUGGGCUGCGUGGCUUCUUCCAAGGUGGCGUUCCCCGGGCCCUCCGCAGAACUCUGAUGGCAGCAAUGGCAUGGACGGUCUACGAGGAGAUGAUGGCCAAGAUGGGCCUGAAGUCCUGACCGAGAGGGGCCUGGGGACAGAUGGGCUCUGUUGCCUUGCCCGGCUCUUGCCAAGGGCUGCUCCGUCUCACUGUCCCGGAGUUAGAGGAUGUCCUGUCUGGAAAGCCAGGCAGCUACGUCACCUUCAGUUACCCAGUUUGAGUAGAGAAUAGAUGGGCCCGACUCAAGCCUUCAGGAUCUCCCGAAAGAGGUGUUACUGUUGCAUACCGCGCGCUAAGGAGUUAGGAGAGGGUUUGCCCAUCCUGCAGGACUUCUUAAAAAGGGGUUUCUGGAGAGAGCUCUGUCAGGUGGCUCCGCUUCACCUACACCCACCUACACCAGGCUGCCGUUUGGAUCUGUCCUUGGGCAAGGAAUCGCACCGCCAGAGAAUCCGCGGACUGGCGCUACGGCCGAGGCGCUCCAGUGGGGGAAGCCCAUCUGCCGGGAGAGGGGUCCUUGUCACGAGGCUGAAGGCUGUGUCCGGGGUGCUGUUAGGACGAGGGGAAAAAAGAUGUUGUUACUUAACUGGUGGUUACUUAAUCACCUGGAGAGCCUCUAAAGAAGUGGAGACAGUGGCUUCUUAGCCUCUAAGUGUCCAAAUAAGGUUUUUUUGUUCUUGACCUCCGCCCUGUUUUAAUUCUGAAUUGUUCUGGCAUUUUUUUUUUUUUUUUUUUUUUUUUUUGCUGCUGCUAAAAUUCACGUAAAUAAAGUGAAGCACUUUAUCACUGACAACUGUUUGGAAAACCUCAAUAGUGUCCCCUCUGUGUUCUAAAAUAACCAAAUUAAUCCAAGGCGGCUGGCUCUUGACCCAUAUACGUCCUUCGACCUAAACAUCUUUUAAAAAGCUUUAUUUCACACAUUGUACCAUCCCCUCAUUUCAAAUAAACCAAUCCGUGAUUUUUGGUAACUUCACUGAGGGGCUCAACCAUCACUACGGAUCCGUUUUAGAACACGUUCAGCCCCCAAGAUCUCAGAUUUAAAGAUCUCAUUCUGAGCCCCAGCCGCUGGGAGCUAUUGAUCCGCUUUCCGUCCAUCACUUGCCUUUACUGUGUGCUUCCUAUGGAUGCAGUCGUACAAUUUGUAGUUUCGCAUCUGGUUUCUUUCGCUUAGCGUAACGCUUUUGAGGUUCAUCCAUGUGGCACGUUCAGCACUGUCCUUUGUUGUGUGCGUGGCCACAUAACAUCGUACUAUCCAUUCCUCAGUUGAGGACUACUUGAAUUGUUUCCACUUUGGGGCUCUUAGGAAUAAUGCCACUGUGAACGUUCACAUACAAGUGUUUGUGUGGACCUAGCUUUUCAUUGCUCUUCUGGAAGUAUGUGCCUAGGAGGAGAACUGCACGAUCAAGUGGUGGCGGUAUUUAACCGUCUGAGAAACUCCCAGACUCCAGACCAUCCUCCGUUCCCACCAGCAGCGCAGAAGCGUUCUGAUUCCCCACAUCCUCCUCCACACAUGUUAUUGUUUGUUUUAUUUACUGUAGCCACCCGAGUUGGGUACCCAGGCUUUUCUAUCAACUUUUCAACUUCGGAAGGAGCCAUACAUUUAUCCAGACAGCAGAAAGAAGAUUGGUUUCCUGGUUAAGGAUACGGGCUGUGAUCUAGGUGGCCCAGAUGGAAAGCCUGGUCCUCUACUUAUUUAGACACACUUUGCAACUGUUCCUGUCAAGCGGGGAUCGGGAUAUUCCCCACCUCCUAGGGCGAUGGUGAGGGUUAAAAGAGCAGAUGUUUCUGGUGCACUGUGGUAGGUUCCUGGGGCUGCACAACCGGUGACCAGAAAUUAGGUAGCCUCUGGCAGAAAUUUGUUCUGGAGCCAAAGAGUCUUCAAAUCAAAGUGUCAGCAGGGACAUAAUUUUCUCUGAAGGCUCUGGGGGAGGAAGGACAGUUGUGGCUUCUGGUGGUUGCUGGCAAUUCUUGACACUCGUCACUCCAGUCUGCCUCCAUCUCCACAAAGCCUCCCAUCUGUCCAUCUGUCUCUGCGUCCAAAUUUCUUUGAAGGACACGAGUAACUGGAUUCGGGCACACCCUACUCUAGAAGGACCUCCACUUGAUUAUAUCUGCAAAGACCCAUCAUCAAAUAAGAUCACAUUCAUAGGAACACAAUUCAACCUGUGAUGCAUAUAAAUCUAAUGAUGUUUAUACUUUAGGUUUUAGGUUGAAAUGUCCCAUUCAAGGGGCACCUGGGUGGCUCAGUUGGUUAAGCUUCUGACAUCAGCUCAGGUCAUGAUCUUGCAGUUCGUGGGAUCGAACCCUGUGUCAGCUCUGUGCUGACAGCUCAGAGCCUGGAGCCUGCUUUGGAUUCGGUGUCUUCCUCUCUGCCCUUCUGCUUGUGCUGUGUCUUUCUCGCUCUCAAAAAUAAAUGUUAAAUAAAUAAAUAAAUAAAUACCCUAUUCAAAAUAAUGGAGGAGUAUGGGAGAGGGCAGAGGAGGAUCCUAAUCUCAGUGACCCUGAAGCCACCAGGGCUUGGUGACCUAAGUGCGGGAGGCCCUGUGCUGGGGAAAGUAGGAGGUCACGUAGGACAGAUGUGUGCUGGGACGGGAAUGGAACGCAGGCCAGUCACUACAGGCCUAGGUAUAGUGUCUGCCUCCUAAGAACUUGGGUCCUGAGUUAGGGUGUUUGGGUCAUCUUUGACCCUCAUUUAGGCCAGGGGAGCCUAACUUGUCAGUGGGGGACCUGCCAAGAGCCCCUGGGAGGGGAGGGGCAGAGGUGAGGCCCAGAGGUACAGGCUUCCCCUCAGUUUGCUCACCUUCUACUUGGUUGGUGAGUUUUGGCCAC
Molecule: messenger RNA, 6785 nt
Organism: Panthera uncia (snow leopard)
Lineage: Eukaryota; Metazoa; Chordata; Mammalia; Carnivora; Felidae
Gene: SLC25A38
Product: solute carrier family 25 member 38
Exons: 6
Coding region: 3211-4038 (275 amino acids)
Biological process (GO): glycine import into mitochondrion
Cellular component (GO): mitochondrion; mitochondrial inner membrane
Molecular function (GO): glycine transmembrane transporter activity
Source: RefSeq, a predicted model, not a curated record